AUGGCAUCAACAGCAAAAGAUCCAAGGGUGAUUUCGGAACUUCAACAGAGCCACGUUCCCGUUCCAUGGUGUGAUGAAUACGAGAAGAUGAUUAGUGGGUUGAAGUCUGUUGAAAUCUGCGUCCCGGUUUGUGAUAUAAGGUUGACAGGUUCAUUCUGCAGCUUUUCAACAUCCAACUCUCCGGAAAUGCAGGAAUAUAAACUGGGAACGCUGAAGAAGUUGAAUGAGUUCAAUACUCUGACAAUCCCCGAAAACAGCACACUUGCAUCGUUAAAGCAACGGCGGAUGGCUGUAGCCAAAUCUAUGCUUGGCCAGAUAGGCGAGAGAGUAAAUAUUGAGCCGCCGUUUUUCGUCGGCUGGGGCUGCAAUGUAUUCAUUGGACACGGGGUUUAUAUCAAUCGCGAAGUAUCACUCUAUGACAACGCCCUCAUCCGAAUUGGCGACCGCGUCCUUAUUGGGCCGGGCGUGUGUAUUUGCACUGGGACUCACCAGACUGCGGCGAAAGACCGGCGAGCAGCGAGUGGUACGUCUUUUGCUCACCCGAUCAUCAUUGAGGCGGACUGCUGGAUCGGCGCACGAGCUACCAUACUAGACGGAGUGCGUAUUGGAGCAGGCACUACCAUUGCAGCUGGUGCUGUGGUCACGCAGGAUAUCGAAGCUGGAUGUCUGGCUGGCGGUGUGCCUGCGAAAGUUCUGCGAAGACUAUAG
This is a messenger RNA of Penicillium riverlandense, 708 nucleotides long. RefSeq names its product sugar O-acetyltransferase. The transcript has 2 exons. The coding region runs from base 1 to 708 and encodes 235 amino acids. NCBI's taxonomy places the organism in Eukaryota, Fungi, Ascomycota, Eurotiomycetes, Eurotiales, Aspergillaceae. The record is from RefSeq and is a predicted model, not a curated record.